AUGGUGGGAAGAUUAAAAGGAGUUAUGACUAAGUUGAUAGGCCCGGCUCAAGCAAGUUUCAUUCCCGGUAGGCUCAGUUCAGAUAAUUUUGUUGUGGUUCAGGAAGCAGUUCAUUCCAUGCGCUGCAAGAAAGGAACAAAGGGAUGGAUGUUGCUGAAACUUGAUUUAGAGAAGGCUUAUGAUCGAAUCAGGUGGGAUUUUCUGGAAGAUACGCUCAAUGCAGCUGGGCUUUCAAAUUUAUGGGUCCGAUGGAUUAUGACUUGCGUCUCAGGGCCCUCAAUGAGUUUGCUGAUUAAUGGAGAGAGAACAGAAGCGUUUAGGCCUCUGAGGGGUUUGAGACAGGGAGAUCCUUUGUCUCCCUACCUCUUUGUUCUUUGCCUGGAACGGCUCUGUCACUUAAUAGAGGGAUCGAUUGAGGAAAAGAAAUGGAAGCCAAUUAGUUUGUCAAGAGGAGGACCGAAGCUUUCCCAUAUUUGCUUCGCUGAUGACUUGAUCCUAUUUGCAGAGGCUUCUGUAUCGCAGGUCCGUGUGAUACAUAGUGUUUUGGAAAGCUUCAGGGCAGAAGGCUGGAAGGGACGUCUACUAAGCUUUGCGGGCCGUCUUACACUCACGAAAGCAGUUUUAUCUUCAAUACAUGUUCAUUCGAUGAGCACAAUCAAGCUACCGAUGAGUAUUUUGAAUCAGUUAGACGGAGUGUCUAGAGACUUUCUAUGGGGGAGAAGUUUGGAGAAGCGGAAACAAUACUUAGUGGCAUGGGAUAGAGUUUGUUACCAAAGGAAGACGGAGGGCUUGAUGAAUGCUCGUAGUAAUUGGUCCUCAACUUGGCGGAGUGUGGGUAUUGGGUUACGAGAGGUGGUGCUCAAAGGUCAGAGUUGGGCUCCCGAGAACGUUCCAGUAGAUAUGCAGGGUCUGAUGGUGAGGGAUCUAUGGCAAGAUGGAGUGGGGUGGGAUUUCACUCGGAUCUCACCACAUGUGUCUGAAAACCAAAUUUUAGAGUUGGUUGUAGUGGUGGUUGAUAGUGUAGUAGAGGCUCGGGAUAAAUUGUCUUGGGGUGAGACUGCGGAUGGUAAGUUUACUGUCAAAUCCGCCUACGCUCUACUCACGAGGGAUGACACACCAAGACCAAAUGUGAAAGACUUCUAUCAACGAGUGUGGAAAGUGAUGGCACCAGAAAGGGUCAGAACAUUUCUAUGGUUGGUGGGUAACCAGGUGUUGAUGACAAAUGAGGAGAGGUUUAGGAGGCAUUUGUGUGAUACUCAGGAGUGUGGUCUUGCUUGUUACCCGUUCGUCAGGUUAUGGCGGGAUCGAGUUCAGUUUCUGAAAGAUCUAGCGACCGAGGUAUCUAGGGCCAAUGAGAGGAAUGGGGAAGACGGUGCUUCACAAGGUAAUCCAGGACUAGCAUCUGCUGGUGUGGGGAGUCUAUUAUGGCUUACACAUCGCUUGGGAAAGGAGGGUUGGACAUUUGGAGUUGGAAGUGGAUUCAAAGGUGGUGGUUGGUUUCUUGACAGCGGGGAUUUGUGA
Camelina sativa (false flax) is the source of this 1521-nucleotide messenger RNA. NCBI's taxonomy places the organism in Eukaryota, Viridiplantae, Streptophyta, Magnoliopsida, Brassicales, Brassicaceae. The record is from RefSeq and is a predicted model, not a curated record.